CUAGCAGAUGGAACGGUCCUCCACACAGCAGGGAAGGGGCGUCGUCCAAGAAAGACAUCUGCCAGUUACAACCUGACAAACCUUUUUGUGGGCUCAGAGGGAACUUUGGGUAUUAUUACCAAAGCCACGCUUCGGUUGUACGGUAUUCCUGAAAGUAUGGUGUCAGCUGUCUGCUCCUUUCCAUCCGUCCAAUCAGCGGUGGACAGCACCGUUCAGAUCCUGCAAGCUGGAGUGGCCAUCGCCCUCAUUGAGUUCUUGGAUGACGUAAUGAUAAACGCAUGCAGUCGCUUCAACAACCUGUCCUAUGAGGUCACUCCCACCCUCUUUUUGGAGUUCCACGGGAGCUCCAAAAGCAUGCAGGAGCAGGUGUCCAUCACAGAGGAGAUCACGCGGGACAACGGAGGCUCAGACUUUGCCUGGGCAGAAGAUGAGGAGACCCGUGGCCGGCUGUGGAAAGCCUGUCAUGAUGCGUGGUACGCUGCUCUGGCCCUGAGGCCUGAAUGUAAGGUGGGAACAUUCACUGCAAGAUGA
Molecule: messenger RNA, 531 nt
Organism: Sinocyclocheilus grahami
Lineage: Eukaryota; Metazoa; Chordata; Actinopteri; Cypriniformes; Cyprinidae
Product: probable D-lactate dehydrogenase, mitochondrial
Exons: 4
Biological process (GO): lactate catabolic process
Cellular component (GO): mitochondrion
Molecular function (GO): D-lactate dehydrogenase (cytochrome) activity; FAD binding; D-lactate dehydrogenase (NAD+) activity
Source: RefSeq, a predicted model, not a curated record